UUUGCGUUACUUGUUUUGUCGGAGAAGAUGACUUCUUCGUCGUGGGAGAAGCAACUAGUGGAAACAGCUAAAGAGGAACUCGAGAUUCUUCACUCUCAAUACCCCAACCGCUUCUCCUACCUCAAAUCCGAUCUUCAAUCUUUCAUUUCUAACCUCCGUGAACAUCACGCGCCGCCGCUUAUCCCCUCCUCCUCCGUUGUCCUCACUCAAGAGUCAUCAAACUGUAAGUAUAAACAAAAACAUAAGAAGAGAAAGUGUGUGAUGGAGAAUUGUGGAGACCAAGCAUCUUCGUCAACAAUGGGAAAGAUCCACAAGAACAAUAAUAACAAGAUGAUAAGUCAGAGAGUGGUCAAGAAGAGAAAAAGUAGAGUUGAAAUGGUUCUUGAGAGGGCUCAGCUUUGUCUCCAGAAGAUAAGAGAUGUCAAAGCCUCUUUGUCUUGACCCUUUUUCUUGUUUACAUCUUUUGGUUGAAAUGUUAGUAUUAAGGAAAAAAUAGUUAUCGUUUGAGAAAUGUAUUGCAAGUGAUUGAAAAGUAAA
Molecule: messenger RNA, 537 nt
Organism: Capsella rubella
Lineage: Eukaryota; Viridiplantae; Streptophyta; Magnoliopsida; Brassicales; Brassicaceae
Exons: 2
Coding region: 28-441 (137 amino acids)
Source: RefSeq, a predicted model, not a curated record